Messenger RNA from Oryza sativa Japonica Group (Japanese rice), 603 nucleotides. NCBI's taxonomy places the organism in Eukaryota, Viridiplantae, Streptophyta, Magnoliopsida, Poales, Poaceae. The record is from RefSeq and is a predicted model, not a curated record.
AUGAAGAAGAAGAAGAAGGCCAAGAAGCCGGCCGCCUCUGACGCCGAGGCCGACGCGGACGCGGACGCCGACUACGAGGAAGACGCUCGUGCGAAGCCAUCCCUCACCGCCGCGCUCGUCGCCGACUCCAUCCCCACCACUGCCUUCGCUGCCGGAGCGACCAUCGCGCAGGUGAGAAGGAGCUCGCUGCCGCCGCAUCGCCACGCCACCCCGCCGCACGAGGGGGGCGCGGAGGCCGGCGAGCUCGCGCCGCCCCCUGGGGAACCACGGCGGCAGCCCGGCGGAGCUCCACAGCGCGGGCAUGCACCGGCCGUGCGCAGGCGUCGAAGGGGAGCGCGGUGGUGGCAGGCAAACGCGGCGGAGGCCAAGCUCCUAGCCCUCAACCGAGUGCGGUGGUGGGAGGCGAGCGCGGCGGCGGCUGCUGCUGGCGCCUCGUCGCCGCCCAACUCCGACGGCUCCCGCCCCCUGCUCCGCUUCGCGUGGAGAACCGCGAGCGCCGACUUGCUCCGCUUCGGCCACCACCCGUCUCGGCCCCGUUGCCUCCCCGCUGAAGAAUACAGAAGAGAAGAAAAUAAAAGAGAAAAGAGAAGAAAUAAGAGAUGA